AUGAUGAAACAGCUACGUUGAUCACGAUCACAUGAAAACAGCUCACGAACGAAGUUGAUAGGUCAUGGUUGUGAAGUGUCGUGGUGACAGCGUAAAACCAACCACUGAUAACAGUAGGCCUAAAUGCUUACAGUAGAUACACUGCGUCGACACAAGACCAGAUGAGCUUUGCAACGGACCUUCUUGGUUUAUGUCAUCAUGCCACAGGAUAUUUACUUUGAUUAACAAUGAUCAAUGAGCCCCACAGCCUUGAAGACUGGGUGGCAGUCAAGGAGGCACCCUUUGACUCCAAUGAACCCCAAAAGACAAACCUCCGCUUCCUAGUCAACUGGAACCAGCACGAGAGGAACCUGAGCAUCACUUGCCAUGAGAGUAGGCCGCGGAAUGUCAAACGAACUCUCAAGAACUCGGCCAAGUCGACAUCAAAAUCAGACACUGGCAGGACUCCAGAAGAUCUCCGUAGCUGGUCAGGAGUUUUCACCCUCCAGGACAUCAGCUAUGCCCACCAGCAGCUAUGUCUUGUCAAACCCAAUUUGGAAAACCAUCCUUUGGAUUUGCCUUAUGAGCCUCGGGGAUUUUGGAGUCUCCUGUACUCCAUUGAGAUCCCAGACCACUUCAACCAAGAGCUUGAGUUGUACCUAUCCACAGCUGCCCAGAUUUGCGGCAACAAACUCCUGACUGACUAUCUCUUCAAUAGGGAUGAAGUUGCCAAUGAGCAGUACUUUGAGAACUGUAGCGAGCUGAGGCAGAAGGCCUAUGCAGACCAUGAAGCCCGUCUUGUCCAGAGACUCAAUGAGUCUCUCAAGGGUGGUGCUGUCCUGGACAAGAUGGUGGACAUGAUGGAGCUGUACUCAACAGUUGACUCCAUCCUGGCUGAAUUAGCCACAGCCCGGGCAGAGGCCUUCAACGUCAUGCUGCAGCCGUUCUUGGACAUGAGGGAGUUGUCCUUCAACAGGCUCUUGCGACUCCAGGACGAGCUUGAAGAUGAGUUCAUGAGUCAGGGCAGAAGGGACAGGUGUCUCAUGGAGUACAGCGAGUGGCAGGAAGAGUAUGUCGCAGCGAUUGAAUCCAUUAAUGAAAUCAGAGUCAAGUACUUUGCUCGAUGUGCUGAAACCACCAAAGAUAUGAUAAGCCAGUUAGAAGAAGAUAAACUCAAGUUUGGUAAGUCCACUUGGGCCGUGACCGGGGAAGGCCGGCUGCGAGACUUCCAUCUGACCCAGUCCCAAGAGAAGAUUCAACUGCUGCAGGCAAAGCAGGAAAAACACAAACAUCGCAUUGAGAAGAUCAAACAAGAGAUGGCAUUGCUGGAUGAAGGGCCUAACUACGUCAAUGAGUUGGAAUCCCUGGAACAGUUGGCCUUUGACCUUCAGGUCAAACUGUACAACACGCAGCUGGAUGUCCUGAAUGAGCGCGACAAGAUGCUACGCAGAGAGCUAGCAGUGAUCAAACAACAACUCAAAGAAGCUGAGGAGGUGGACGUGUUCUUCGAUGCUAUGGACAGCCUUCUAGACGUAGACAUGGAGGCAGACGGAGAGGAAAUGGAUGCAGAAGAUUCGGGAUUGAACAGGAAAGGCAGGAAGGGUUGGAUGGAUCCAAGGGUUGCUGAUAUUCAGGCCAAACUGAGCAAGAUCAACCGCCAACGAGCACGGAUCCGGAGUAACAAGCAAUCCUGUAUAUCACAGCAAAAUUCCAAAAUUGUUGAGAAGAGAUCAGAGGAAGAUAGAUUCAAAUCCCACCACUGGGUUCACAUGAAGCGAGAGCAGUUAUUGGCCGAGCAGAAGCGGAGGAAAGACUUCAUCCAAACAGAAAGGAAGAAGACGGUGGAAAGACUUCGCAACUACAAAGUGAGUCAUCCCAGCCCAAAAAUUCUCAAACCCCAACAGUACAAGAAAGCGGCCAAGAAGGAAGCAAGCACCAAGAGCGAGGCUGAGGCAGCCACAGAACGAGAGAAGAAAAAAGCAGCCGCAGCCAGGGACAAGGCCAGGCGCUCGUACCAGCCGCCAAAACCAACAAAAUCAAAGACAAAGACUUCAACAAAUGGAGCCGAGCCAGGUGCAAUCCCACAAGUCCCUGGGAAUCAACCUCAAGCCCCUCCCCCUCCCCCUCCCCCACCCCCACCCCCACCACCACCUGGUCCCCCACCCCCACCACCACCUGGUCCCCCACCCUGUCUCCCACCCCCUCCACCAGCUUACCCCCCACCGUUUGCUCUGGUAACAGGAACCAUAAGCAUGAAAACUGUCAAUAAGGUUGAGAAGAAAGACACCGGAGGGAAGGGACUGGACCUCAGUGACAUUUUGAAGGCGAGAGGAAAUCUCCAGAAACGACAACGGUCUGGUUCUGACCACUCUGGGGGAGCCAGCCAAGAUCCAAUGGUAGCUACGCUGGCCAACAUCCGUCAAGGCGUGAAGCUUCGCAACAUCCAGAGGGACCCUAAAGCAAACUCCUCCCCUUACUGCAGCCUGGAGAACUCAGAGCUAAUGGCAGCCAUCAACCGCAUUAGGAAUCACACAGAGAUCCAAGACUCGGACUCGUCGGAAGGCGAGUUCAGUGCUUGACGGCCACAACACUCCCAAGGGCAUUGUCAGACAAAUUUGGGGGGGGGGGGGGGCUACAAAAUAGACACGGACCAUAAUGACCUAUAAAGUUUCCAGAAAUUAACCAGUUUGCUUGAGAUUGGAAAAGUAGAUAUCAUCUGACAGCAGAGGGGGCUGUUUGCUCAUCCCCAUCACCCUAUCCAAGGUCGCUGAUGGGGGCUAAUCCAUUUCACAAAGUGUUGUAAAGGAAGAGCAGGUCACUGGCUAUUAACAAUGUAUACAUCUUCUGUGAUAGGGUAAUGCACAAGGAAGGGCUAACCCUCAACGGGUAGCAGCUGAGAACGUGUUGAUCCAGGGCCAUUGGGUGAACAAAAAACGGUCAAUGAAAGGUCAAAGCGAUUAGCCCCCACCAGUGCCCUGGGCAUGGGAUAGGGCCGGCAGGGGGCAUGAGCAAAUGGGGCUUUCCCAGAUUUGCUCGUACCCCCCGCCCUGCAAGGGCGCUGGGACAUGCUGAAGAGCUUCACAGAAUCUUGUGAAGGAAGUGGGGAUGGCAUUCUGGGUAAUUUAUCUUGACCUAUGUAUAAAGACAUCUGGGGCGGAUUGCAAUAACGCAGUCUUAGUCGGCUGGCUAAACCAGUCCAAUUUUAGCCGGCUAUUGUUCUUAGACGGUCUUGGUUAAGACACCAAACUUAGCCCAUUGCAAUAAGCUGGUCUUUACUAAGCCCGCUUAGAGUAAUGAUUCACAAACAAACAUUCCAUGGUUACGGGCGAAUACUGGAGAGACUGCACAUUUUUUUUUUUAGGUUUGUGUAAUUCAUAUCACGCGAAAUCAAAUGUCAAUUCCGAAAUUUUAUGUUGAGAAAAUUGUAUUUGCAG
Messenger RNA from Patiria miniata (bat star), 3413 nucleotides. RefSeq names its product junction-mediating and -regulatory protein-like. Gene Ontology annotation, cellular component: cytoplasm. The record is from RefSeq and is a predicted model, not a curated record. Gene Ontology annotation, molecular function: Arp2/3 complex binding. Bases 228 to 2558 code for a protein of 776 amino acids. NCBI's taxonomy places the organism in Eukaryota, Metazoa, Echinodermata, Asteroidea, Valvatida, Asterinidae. Gene Ontology annotation, biological process: Arp2/3 complex-mediated actin nucleation. The transcript has 9 exons.